UUCUGUAGUUUGAUGCAAGGAAUUGAUGCUCCCACAAAUGUUCCCCUCAACGUGAGCGAGGGUGUGUGUUCAGACAGCAAAACCUGAAGCUAGGCCCCAGCUCUCUGUAGAUUAUAGAUGAGAAGGCGGUUUCUUUCAGAGCUUUCACUUUAGAGUUUACCUUUGCUCAGAACUCUGAGGUUCCUCAGAAGAGAUAGGCAGACUUUGCUUCCAGUCACUUCCUCCCUGGAGCGCUCAGAGAACCUUCUCACCAUGCUGCCAGUGAGACAUUUAUGCAGCUACAACUCCGUGAAAACCCUUCAUAUCCACAGCACAUGGCUCGGGGCUCUGAAGAACUCCUUCCUAGUGGCCAUCUGCAUCUAUAUCUGCUUUGCUUUGAUGAGCGACAAGCUAUAUCAGCGGAAGGAGCCCCUUAUCAGCUCCGUGCACACCAAGGUCAAAGGCGUUGCAGAGGUGACAGAGACUGUCACGGAGGGCGGGGUGACGAAGUUAGUACAUGGCAUCUUUGACACAGCCGACUACACCCUCCCUUUGCAGGGGAACUCGUUCUUUGUAAUGACAAAUUAUCUCAAGUCAGAAGGCCAAGAACAGAAGCUGUGUCCUGAGUAUCCCAGCCGCGGUAAACAGUGCCAUUCUGACCAGGGUUGUAUAAAAGGAUGGAUGGACCCACAAAGUAAAGGAAUCCAGACCGGCAGGUGUAUACCUUACGACCAGAAGAGGAAGACCUGUGAAAUCUUUGCCUGGUGUCCUGCUGAGGAGGGGAAAGAAGCCCCCCGGCCUGCACUCUUGAGGAGCGCCGAAAACUUCACCGUACUCAUCAAGAACAAUAUCGACUUCCCGGGCCACAACUAUACUACGAGAAACAUCUUACCAGGUAUGAACAUCUCUUGUACCUUUCACAAGACUUGGAACCCUCAGUGUCCCAUCUUCCGGCUAGGGGACAUCUUCCAGGAAAUCGGAGAGAACUUUACAGAGGUGGCAGUUCAGGGAGGAAUCAUGGGCAUCGAGAUCUACUGGGACUGCAACCUGGACAGCUGGUCCCAUCGCUGUCAACCCAAAUACAGCUUCCGCCGGCUGGACGACAAGUACACCAAUGAGUCCCUGUUCCCUGGCUACAACUUCAGAUACGCCAAGUACUAUAAGGAAAACGGCAUGGAAAAGCGGACGUUGAUCAAAGCCUUUGGCGUGCGUUUUGACAUCCUGGUUUUUGGCACUGGGGGAAAAUUUGACAUCAUCCAGUUGGUUGUGUACAUUGGAUCCACCCUGUCCUAUUUCGGUUUGGCCACCGUGUGCAUUGACUUGAUCAUCAACACGUAUUCCAGUACCUGCUGCAGGUCACGUGUUUACCCCUCCUGUAAGUGCUGUGAGUCCUGUGCAGUGAAUGAGUACUACUACAGAAAGAAGUGUGAGCCCAUCGUAGAGCCCAAGCCGACGUUAAAGUAUGUGUCCUUUGUGGACGAGCCCCACAUUUGGAUGGUGGACCAGCAGCUGCUUGGGAAAAGUCUGCAAGAUGUCAAAGGUCAAGAGGUCCCGAGACCCCAGACGGACUUCUUGGAACUGUCUAGGCUCUCCCUCUCUCUCCACUACUCACCCCCAGUUCCUGGACAACCUGAGGAAAUGCAGCUGCUCCAGAUAGAAGCGGUUCCUAGGUCCAGGGACAGCCCAGAUUGGUGCCAGUGUGGAAACUGCCUCCCGUCUCAACUAUCAGAGAACCGCAGGGCCCUGGAGGAGCUGUGCUGCCGGAGGAAGCCAGGACAGUGCAUCACCACCUCUGAGCUCUUCUGUAAGAUCGUGCUAUCCAGAGAGGCCCUGCAGCUCCUCCUGCUCUACCAGGAGCCCUUGCUGGCGCUGGAGGGAGAGGCCAUCAACAGCAAGCUGCGACACUGUGCAUACAGGAGCUAUGCCACCUGGCGCUUUGUCUCCCAGGACAUGGCCGACUUUGCCAUUCUGCCCAGCUGCUGCCGCUGGAAGAUCCGGAAAGAGUUCCCCAAGACCAAGGGGCAGUACAGUGGCUUCAAGUAUCCCUACUGACAGUAUGGCUGCCACAUUAUGGUGACUCAUAAUAUAGCAUUCUCUUGGAAAGACUUAGAGACACACUUUCAGCCAAAGGGGAACUUAAGUCUUCCUCCCUCGUAAGCCGUGUUGAAGGGAUUGUUAGGCCAAUGGCAAGCACAUGAACCCCUCUCCACGUGGAUGAGACACAGAUGCAGAUCUGAGCCUGCGGCUUGACCUGGACUGCGGUGCCACCCACAGCCUAUAACGUAUACACAGGCUCCUCGAAUCCCGACCUUCCCCAACCCACUUCCUCUGAACUAGCAUUGUGGAGAUGGUGAAGGUGUUUUCUCUCCUGUCCGUGUCUCCACAGCUUCCUGGAUACAAAGGUCCAUCCCUGAAAACCAAACCUUUUGAGAUUCGAGAGUACUCUGAGAAAUGAAAUAGGGCCACAACUUCUUUGACAUCCUCCACCCCAACCCAACCCCUCAAGACCCAAAGGUGUCGUUUCCCCUCCCCAUUAUGGGCAACUCUGGCGGCUUCAUCCAGUAGCGGAUGUGACGUCACAUGUAUUGUUUCAGGCCCUGGUUUUAAGAGGCUAACAACUUCCAAUUCCUGUUGAACGCUUGCUAAGAGGAAGCCAGGCCAAGUUAAGAGCACAACUAUAGGGGCUUCUCAGCUGUGAGGAGGCCCGAGAAGCUCCAGGGAGAAGUCGUCAACUUGAGCCAGCUCAUCACCAGAAGUUGCCACCGUCAGGUGAUUCGAGACACGACACGUGACUGAAACUGCAGGAGACGAACUGCGCAUGUCAACCCAGAGGACCACUCUGCUGCCUUGUCGUUACAUUUGGGGGAGUGCGGUCGCCACACAGCAACAGGCAACUGGAGCAAGGGAUGCUAACCAAGGCCCGAGUCACUGCAAAGCGUAG
This is a messenger RNA of Rattus rattus (black rat), 2920 nucleotides long. RefSeq names its product purinergic receptor P2X 7 (gene P2rx7). The record is from RefSeq and is a predicted model, not a curated record. The transcript is spliced from 13 exons. The coding region runs from base 253 to 2031 and encodes 592 amino acids. Gene Ontology annotation, molecular function: purinergic nucleotide receptor activity; extracellularly ATP-gated monoatomic cation channel activity; ATP binding. Gene Ontology annotation, cellular component: nuclear inner membrane; plasma membrane. Lineage: Eukaryota; Metazoa; Chordata; Mammalia; Rodentia; Muridae. Gene Ontology annotation, biological process: monoatomic cation transmembrane transport; response to ATP.